GGUAUGAGUGCGUCACGGCAGAAUCCCCUCAAUGGGCAUCCGUAAGCAACCAAACUCGAGGGAAAGCCAGAAAGCCAUAGCUCCCUGUCCAACGUCCACAGCAAAGUGGGUUUUCCGUCCGCAUCCCGCAUCCCACGUCGUCCCCGCCGCGAUAUAAAGUAUCGCUCUCCCCCCAUUAUCAUCCUCCUCCGUGUCGUCAUGUCCAUCCCCAGCCGUAACGCCCUCCUCCGUCUCCCUCCCACGAUACCACGUCGCGUCCUCUCCCACAGCCAAACGCUCCCACGCUCUCGUCCACCUCAUCCGUUUGCACGCCACCCAGCAAGAACCCUCACGACGACCCCGCUCGCCCCCGCCGUCAAGAUGGCAUCAUCAUCAUCGGCACAGCCCACAAAACCAACAUCAACAACCGCCAAAAUCGAGGGCGGCGCCCAGGCCCAGCGUAACCCGCAUCCGGACUUCAAGUCCAUCGAGGCCGCCCGCCCAGACUUCGACGCCUCCCUCGGCGUCCGCUUCACAAAGACCGUCGACCCGGACUGGAAAUACGGCUCCGGCGCAAACGCCCUCGGCCGCUCCGACGCCGCCCACGUCGCCAUCGACCCCCACGAGGAGGGCCGCCCCGCCGGUUUCAACUAUAAGCUCCUCAUCAGCGGCGUCGUCCCCCGCCCCAUCGCCUUCCUCUCUACUCGCUCCGCUGACGGCACCACCACGAACCUCGCGCCUUUCAGCUACUUUAACAUGGUCAACCACGACCCGCCCCUCUUCGUCGUCGGCUUCUCCGCGUCCGUCGACAGGCCCAAAGACUCGCUGCGCAACCUGCUGGAGUCGCGCGAGUGCGUCAUCAACAUCAUCGGCGAGGGCUUCCUCGAGGCCGCCAACUCCACGAGCGUCAACGCCCCUUACGGCCGCAGCGAGUGGGACGUCAGUGGCCUUACCCCCGUCUACGACUGCAAGCACGUCCGCGCCGCUCGUGUCAAGGAGGCCGUCUUCAGCGUCGAGGGCACUCUCGACUUCUACAAGGAGUACGACUCCAAGGCGACCCCCGGCAAGAAAAGCGGCGUUGUCGCCUUCAUCGAGGGCGUCAACUUUUGGGUACGCGAGGACGCCAUCAACGACCAGAGAAACAUUAUCGACCCAGCCGUCCUUCGCCCCGUCAGCAGAUUAGGCGGCAUCACCUACGGACGCACCAACGAGGUCCUGGAGCUUCCGAGGGCCGACUGGGAAAAGGACAUUGGCGGCGACGAGGGCUGGGAGAACGUCACAAAAGGUGGGCAGUAGGCAUCUAGACAACUAGCGUGACCAUAGAUGGGAACGGGAGAAAUAGAGAUACAGAGAGAGAGAGAGGGAGACGGUAAGCCUUGCAGUCGGACUCAUCAGGCCUGCAUAUCAUUAGAACACGAGCGCAACGACGGCCGUGGCAAUUGUAUUUGGAGAUCAACACGCGGCAACCCUUUCAUAGCCAGGGCGUCCGACAGGAUAUAUAGAAAGCGGGAGAUGUGCGCCAAAAAGCGAAAGAAGGAAGGGGGAAAAACAAGACAAAAACACAACGGUAUAUCAUCAAACUAUGCCUCUCCUUGGACAAAACACGCCCUUCCAAACUCCACGAUAUUACAAACCGCCGACCGCCUUUCAUGCUCGACUUGUGCGUUUAGAGUCGCCUACAUAUAUAUCACAAUAUAUAUAUCACAAUAUAUCAAAGUCGUGUGCUCGUUGCAAGUUGUCGGAAUCUUGCCUUUACAGAUAGAGGCUUUGCCCUGGCGCGGAAAUGAUGAAUUCGCAGCCCAGCUGGGCUUCCUCCUCGUACGCCUCGAGCUCCUGCAAAAUAACUUUUCCUUGGUCACGCCCAUCCAGCCGAUCCUUGACGUGGAUGAUGACCACCUUGACGCCCUUCAGUGGCGGAUUUCUAGAGUGACCGUCCUCAUUGUCGCUCCACCCCUCGGCCUCUCGCAGGGACAGCUCCUUGGUUGGCGUCGUGAGAUUCGGGCUCUCUACCGAAGUCGCGGCCGGCGGUAAUGGUGGUACGUGGCCAAUGUCCGCCGAGAGCUGCCGCUUGGCUACCGACUUGGGGCUGACAGGGGAUUCGUCGCCUCCCGCAAGACGUGAGAAGACGCCCCCCGUGCGUCUCCGCGGGAUCGUGUCAGGGUCAGCUACACGUUUGCGCUUCCGGGAGAGAUGGGCGACGUGUCGUGCGGAUUCCACCUCUUGGGCUAGGGUUCGCAUCUCUUCCAUCACAAAGCAUGGCUUUAGGUGGCCGAAGAGACGGUCGAUCGAGUGUGAGUCGUCGUAUGAGCAUUCAAUGAAGAUGGCGGCAAGCUGCCCUGCCGCAAUCUUGGGCGCAGCCUCCUGCCAUAUCCCCAGGUUGCGGGGGGAGAGCGACAAGGAAUCGGGCUCGACGUCGCCAAAGACCAAUAUCUCGAGGUUCGUGGCCAGAUCGAGGAUGAAGUAGGCCGACGACUCGUAGACGCAUAUGCUUGCUUGCGGCUCAGGUGCGACGGAUGCCGCCCGGGGGACCGGCAUUGUGCUCGGCGCGACACCGUGAGGCAGUAUGCGCGGUGACGCGACCGAGGCGGCAUCAACAGAAGGGUAACGCAGAGGCGUCGCAGUGGACGAGGCAGAGCCACGGUGAGGGUGUUUCUCCAUGCAGUGGCCGUGAGACACCGACCACGCCUUGACGGCGAGACGGUCGGCGAUCUCUAGAUAGCCCUUGGAUUCGCCCUCGCCAGUGGCGGGUGACCCGCCCUCGACGAGGCGAGUAUACGUCACGAUGCCCGCACCAUUGUUCUCAUCUGAGAGAUUGGGCCAGAUGACGUUGUUGAAAAUGUGAGUUUUGAAAGCAUUGAUGGUGUUGGGAAGAGCAGCAAGCCUCUUGGGUCGCGUGAGGCCUGCCGUGUUGACGACGAAGCCCGAGAUGUGGUCCAGGUGAGGAUGCGUUAUUAGAUAGGUGUCGAUGAGAGAGCGGGUGAUGUGAGCAGCGAUAGACGAUGGGUAGAUCGACGUCGUGUCUGACCUGAGCUCGAGGCCAGCGAAUGGCCCCGAUGUGAGCGUGUGGGGGAGCGGUACAUCACCACCAAGGCCCGACGGCACGGAGGUCUCGAGGAUACGCGUAAUGGCGGAAAGGUGAACGCCGGCGUCUACUGCAAUGAUGGAGCCUUUUGUCCACCCCGAGGCGACCGAGCGGACGAGAAGGGCGGUGGUGUUGUAUUCCUGGGGACCGCCGCCGGCACCCUGGGAGAACGAGUGGGUUAGCGGAGAUGCACACAGGAUAAUGGGACACACUCUGAUGCGACUUCGCGGUAAACAGUCGAUCCGGCCAUCUGUAAUGCGAUUGAUCCAUCCCACAAAAGUGACGGCGCGUCUUCGUGUUCAGAAGGGGGAGGGGGGCUAGGAUCUGAGGGAGAAGUUGCUGGGCUUUCAACUGCCUGUUCGGUCGCAAAACUGCACUCGCAGGCAGAGAUUCUAAGGGUGCACAAUCGGCUGCAGCAUGACCUAGCUGCCUAAUCGGUGCGAUUGGCAGCCCCGAUAUAGACAUCUGCAUGAACCACAGGAUGAUGUGCCGCCUGGCCGGGUCCGGAUAGUAUCAUGGAAGUAGUUGCCUCAUCCGCGUGUGUAUGUAAUAAGGUGAGGCUACUCGCCAUCGGUGACGGCAGAGCUUGGAAUCGAGCAGUCAAGGGAGAAGCGGUAAAAGCGAUAGGAAACAACAGGGCAGAACGGGAAAGUGCUUCGAGUAUGAUGAGGGUAGACGUACCAGGACGAUGACCUGCAAGGCUGGACGAUGGGCAUCGUCCGACUCCCCAUUCGUGUCUUCCAUGAAGGGCUAGAGGUUCCGCUUCCCGGGGAUGCAGGGCAGCAGCGUUGCUCGAUGAGCGCCGAUGGGUUCGGAAUAAUGUUCCGGAUGCCUACAACACAGCCAACGCCCCCUUUACAAAGCCGUGGCCAGAACCACUACACGGCAGACACGGGAAUCCAAGAGGGGUUGACGAGGCGCGAGGCAGACGAAGGCGGAACGGCGCAAAUAGGGUUAACAUGCGAUUCUCGUUGCGCACGUCGCGCGAAAGAAGACAAUGCCGGAUGCACGCCGCUGAGAUCGAUAUUUGCAGGAACCUGGAGAUCUGGUAUGUGAACUGUGACCGAGACUGCCGGUAGGGUGUGUUGCCGGCGGGUGGGCGGUUGGCGCACGAUGGCAAUAAGGGAACUGGCCUGAGCGAGUUAUCCAAAAGACGAUGGCGGCGCAAGUUCAAGAGAUGAUUUGAGUGAGAAUAUCGAAUGAGUAAAAGGUACGUAUGUGUGUGAGUGCGCGUGUGCGCGGGGGUAGAGAGUAUGUGUGUGUAUGUGUGUGUUUUUGCGCAAGUGACAAUGGAUGAGAGCAAUGAGAGUAAAGUGAGUGAGUGAGUGAGAGAAAUAGAGAGGUAGGGGGAGAGAGCGUAUGAGAGAGAUACAGUUUGGGGUCUUGAUGGAUCGUAAAAACAGGGUUGGGGCUACCAAUGUUUGCGCGAGCUCAAUUGCAGAGUUCUCUCUCCGUUUUCUAUUGCUUUUUUCUUGUUCUUCUGAAUAGCCUUGGUUCAGAUGCUCCAACAAGGUCUUUUCGGGCUCAAGUAGGCGAAGAGCGAUGGAUGGACUGGGGAUGGUGAGAUGUGAUGUAGUGUACGGCUUCCCCGAAGGCUCGACGGGAUAGGUGGGUACGACGAGGACUCCAACCGGCGUGUGUAGGGUAUUGAUUGGCGAAGUGGAGGCCGUGUCUAGAUGCGGAACGAUUGAUGAAGGGAUGUGUGUAACCUGUAACUGCUUGCUGGGUUGUGUUUAAGUCCGAUGGAGCGCGUUUUUGAAUGGCCUUGCUUGGGGUCCGGGGGUGGUGGUGGAGGGGGAAGAGGAAGAGGAAGAGGGCCUCG
Molecule: messenger RNA, 4883 nt
Organism: Colletotrichum destructivum
Lineage: Eukaryota; Fungi; Ascomycota; Sordariomycetes; Glomerellales; Glomerellaceae
Product: Putative flavin reductase like domain, FMN-binding split barrel
Exons: 2
Coding region: 199-1275 (358 amino acids)
Molecular function (GO): FMN binding
Source: RefSeq, a predicted model, not a curated record